Molecule: messenger RNA, 1166 nt
Organism: Corticium candelabrum
Lineage: Eukaryota; Metazoa; Porifera; Homoscleromorpha; Homosclerophorida; Plakinidae
Product: CCAAT/enhancer-binding protein delta-like
Exons: 1
Coding region: 164-961 (265 amino acids)
Biological process (GO): regulation of transcription by RNA polymerase II; DNA-templated transcription
Molecular function (GO): DNA-binding transcription factor activity, RNA polymerase II-specific; RNA polymerase II cis-regulatory region sequence-specific DNA binding
Source: RefSeq, a predicted model, not a curated record
ACCCUUCCAGUGCGUGUAGCAGUUUGAGAGCUCUGUGGAAACCGUCAAGAUUACGCAGUUUGGCGAACAGUUUCUACAUCAGGGCGACUUUCUUGGCUCCUAUUGCGACUCAUUCCCGAUCCAUUCUCAACUAGUUGAACCUGCAGCAUGCGCAGCGAAGUCCAUGGCGCAUCAAGGUCAUAGUUAUUUCGACUUUUAUCCGGAGGACCGCGAAGAAGAUAAGAAGGAGCUACUCCUGCUUCCCGUUUCCAGUCACACGGCCUGCAGUAUCUCAAACAACUCGACCAAUUCAGCAGACUUCAGUUCGCUGCUAGCUACCGAGACGGCCGUCGAUCUCUCUGCUCUGUUGGAUCCUUCGAGCAACCAGGAGGCGGUUGCCGCAAAUCAGGAACUGUUCGACGAGCUCUUUAGACAGCCUGGCAUGAAUUCGAGGUCACGUUCCCCAAAUCUGAUGCAACUGCACGCACCCAAGAUGGAACCGAUCCCUACGUCGAGAUCUGAUCAUCAACUUCAUAGAAACGGUCUUAACAUGCAGCAGUUCUCGAACCAGACGAUGCUGAGCUUCGAGUCAACAGCUGUUUCGACAAAGACCACGCCUACCCCUUCAUCCAUGCUGGACAUUUCAUCUGUUGGUAGCGGAGAUCAAGCGUCUAGAAAGACGGCCGCUGGAUCAAAACGACGUUGGCAGACGAUGGAUAAGACUAGCGAAGAGUACAGAAAGAGAAGAGAGCGAAACAACGUGGCUGUCAAGAAGUCAAGAGAGAAGAGUCGACAGCGAACCGUGCAAACAGAAAACCGAGUGUCUGAGCUGACGCAGGAGAAUCAACGUCUUCACGCGAGGAUCGCGUUACUCACGAAGGAACUAGAAGUCCUCAAGAGUCUCUUUGCUAGUCAUCCAGUGUCUGGCGCCCAAGGAAAGGAGUUGUCGCCAUUAGUUCGACGUGCUGAUCAGGACAGUUGACUGUUAACAUUAUGACAAUGACUAUGACAAUGUUUUCACUUGUGCAAGAGUUUUUUUUUUGAAAUAUUUGAUUUGAGAUAGAAUUAGUAGGUAGCCUGAGCUUUUGAACUGGGAGAGCAGCUAUUGCCUGUAUCGUAGUCUGAGGUAUAUUUUAACACUAAUUUGCUAUGAAUUACUACCUCAAGAUGAAAGGCUUCGACAUUGA